AUGGUUAUUAGAAAUGGUGUACAACCAUCUCAUAUCUUCUUUGCAGGUGACAUUUUCUUGUUCUGCAAUGGAGAGAGAAUGAAUGUAAGUAAACUUUUGGGAACUCUUGCAGAUUAUCAAACUUCAUCAGGGCAGAUGGUCAGCUUAUCUAAAAGCAAGUGUUUUGUUGGAGGCACGAGUAAUGCAAGAAAACAACAGAUAGCAGGAGAAUGCAAUAUGUGCUUAGCAAAUUUUCCAGAUAAAUACCUGGGAGUUAUUUUAACUACGGGCAGCAUGUCAGCAUGUAUGGGGAUGUGUGGAAAUGUUAUAAGACAACUUAGUUGGCUGGAAGGGGAAGUUAUUGUCGUUCCAGAAAAGGAGAGUGAAAAGAUCAUCAGAAAUUUCUUCUGGUCAGGGGACCCUUCUGUAAGAAAACCAAUAACUCUUAAGUGGGAAAAAGCUUGCCCUCCCUUAGAUGAAGGUGGUUUGGGUAUAAGGCAACUUGAAGAUAUCAAUAAAUCCAUGUUAAUGAAGUUAUGCUGGAAAAUGCAAAAUGGUAAUGAUAAAUGGUCAAGAUUCUUUCAACCAAAGUUUCAAGACAAAACUGGAAAUUGGAUUGAAUAUUAUAAAAAAUCCUCAAUUUGGCCUGGUAUUAAGUGGGUUGCUCCCGAGGUAUUUGAACAUUUCAGAUGGUUAGUUGGAGAUGGAAAGAACAUAUCUGUUUGGUCUGACAUUUGGAUAAAAGAUACUCCUUUGAAGAUACUGCACCCAGAGAAUACUACAAUGCAACAAAACCCAGAUAUGAAAUGGCUUCUGCUUAUGAAUGCAUUAGAAAAAAAAUUCCAAAAACUUCAAUGGACAAAAUUUGUAUGGCAUAAGCCUAUCCAUCCUAAUAUUGCUAGUAAUGUUUGGAAGUUGGUGAGAGGGAUAGUUCCUGCAGAUGACAAGAUGAAGAAAAGGAAGUUCCAACUAGCUUCUAGAUGCCCUUUUUGCAAGAACUCAGAGGAAAAUUUGGAGCAUAUUUUAUGGUUUUGUGAUUUCAGUGAAAUCAUUUGGAGUUGGCUUGGUGGGAUUUCCAGUUUCACUAAUCCAAAAUCAUUUGAAGACAUUCUUACUUUUGCAAAUCACAAAAGCCCAUCAGCGAAAGAAAUUUGGAAAGUUGCAGCUCUUGUAACUUUGAAAGAAAUUUGGUUCAUGGGAAACAAAAUGGUUUAUGAAGAAGAACCAUACAACUGUGAUGCUUUAAAGAAGAGAAUUAUAAGUUUUACUAAAGACAGUGAUGUUAGAAUGUCAGGUGUAAUGUGGAACUCUGCAUAUGAUCUUCAAAUCCUAAAUUUUUUAGAGCUGGAGUGUAGAAGAGUAAAAACAGUCAAGGUAACUGAAAUUUUCUUCUAUCUGCCCGAUCCUUCUUAUUUCCUCAUUUGUUGUGAUGGUGCUUCAAGAGGCAAUCCAGGUGCAGCUGGCUAUGGUUUCAUUUGUAGGAAAUGA
Molecule: messenger RNA, 1467 nt
Organism: Papaver somniferum (opium poppy)
Lineage: Eukaryota; Viridiplantae; Streptophyta; Magnoliopsida; Ranunculales; Papaveraceae
Exons: 3
Coding region: 1-1467 (488 amino acids)
Source: RefSeq, a predicted model, not a curated record